AUGUUUGACGUAAGUCUUUGUUAUCUAAACUUAUAUUUUUGUAUUAAAACGCGGUUUUUAGGUACAUAUUGAGGUAGUUCUAGGCAUGUUUUAUGUUGUAUAAUAGUUGCGAGUUACUGUGGUAAAAGAUAUAGCGUUGUAUAUACUACUAUAGUAAACGUUAUAUUAGGCUGUUAAAAUAGUUCUGCUCCUCUUUUUAAAGCCAAUUACUUGGGUUAAGGGGCACAGAAUUAGUUGAACAAUCUAAAAGUAGGUCAACUGGUAUGUUUAUGUUAUGAUUUUUUGAUUUUUGGUUGAUUUUCAGAGCGUUUUUAUGAUUAUGACUGAAAUUCUUUUGGUAUUCGGAGCUCUUCUUUACUUGUACAAUCAAUGUAAGUUUAUAUAUUUGGAUGCGUUUUAUCAUAUUACGGCGUUAGAAAAGUUUUGGCGUCAAUUUAUAUAUGGUUUCACGGUCAAUAACGACAAUACUUUUUUGAUACAUUUUCUGUUUGCUUUAUAACGUUGUUCAGAUAAUUCUGUGCUCCCUUAUCCAAAAAAUUUUAUUUGAGAAUGGGCACAGAACUAUUUAAACAACUAAAUAUGACUAUCAGGCCAUAUUUCAAGUCUAACUUUUCAGAUCAAGAAGAAAAACUGGCCAAGGAACCCCCACCAACUGCCGCCUGUACCACUGCCAAACCGAUUGUCAGAGCGAAGAAGGUGGAGCCGACCGUGGAGGACUGGUCCGAACUCUCCAACGUCUCGGACCGCUUCCAACAAGAAACUGGCGUCGAAUUCGAGGAAACUCGCGAAUCUGCUACUGUUCAAUAA
Messenger RNA from Bursaphelenchus okinawaensis, 807 nucleotides. NCBI's taxonomy places the organism in Eukaryota, Metazoa, Nematoda, Chromadorea, Rhabditida, Aphelenchoididae. The record is from the annotation of a GenBank genome assembly.